AUUUGAGUGCUGGCCCGGGGUGGGGUGUGACAGCUUGGCAUCAGAGCCUAGGCUUAUCUAGAUUCUGAGAGUCGUUGAGCGAGUGGCAAUCUAGCAGUGGAUUUAGGAGUCGAUCAUAUUUUGUCAAGUAGUUUAGUGUUGGUUUAUCUAACAUGAUAAAAUAGUGUAUGUUGUUGCUGUUGUCAAAUUGAAUUGCAACAGGCAAGGAAAAUGGAAGAAGAAGCCUCUACCCAUCCUGAGCAAGCAGAUCCGGCUGCUAGGGCUGCACCGGCAGGAGUUCAGGUAGGGGCUAGGGAUAUCGAUAGACUAUUGGCGGCUUUAGCACAGUAUGCUGAACGACAAGUUGCACCUCCGGUUAAUCCUCCGGUUAAUCAUAAUGUUGGAUUACUAGAGAAAUUCAAGAAGCUGUAUCCAACGGAGUUUGAAGGUACUUUUAAACCUCAAGAGGCGGAGGAUUGGUUGAAAACGGUUGAGAGAGUUCUAACAGCUAUGGGAGUAACUGAUGAACAAAAGGUGACUUUAGCAACCUUCACCUUGAAAGGGCAAGCUUUAUUAUGGUGGGAGGGAAGUCAGAGGUUGUUGUCAGCCCCAUUACCAGGUAUUCAGCCACCAGUGCCACAAGUAAUCACAUGGGCUAGAUUUGUGAAGGCUUUUAAUGAUCGUUACUGUCCUGAGACGUAUCGUUUCCAGCAGGAAGCAGAUUUUAUUAAUCUUAAACAGGGGAGUAUGUCGGUGGCCGAAUAUGAAGCCAAGUUUAAUGCUCUUUCAGCCUAUGCUACGGAUAUGGUGAAUACUAAAGAAAAGAAGGGUAGACGGUUCAGAGGUGGGUUGGAAGAUAAUGUUCGAACCAGAAUGACGAUUUAUAAAGAAAAAGACUAUGCGGAUUUGAUUGAAACAACAAAGCAGAUUGGCAAGGAUGUUGAAGAGUUGUUUAGUAAACGAGAACAAUCAAAAAAGGGUAAAUUUGAGGCGAGGCAGGCUAGCCAGGGGGGAAAAUCAAGCGAUUUUCAUAGAGGUGGAGGAGAAUUUCAACAUUUGAAAGGUCAGGGUGGGGGAAAACAGCAAGGUAGUCAAAGCUAUGAGGCAAGUAAGCCAAGUUUUGGCAGGGCGAGUAGUUCAAGUGGACGUGGAACUCCUUUUAAGUGUUAUCGGUGUGGGUCGCCCGAUCAUCGCAUGAGAGAUUGUCCGGAAUCGGGGAAAGGGUUUAAAUGUUUUAGAUGUGGAGAAAUGGGGCAUAUUGCAACUCAUUGCACGAAACCACAAGCUUCAGGUGCAUCUUCUAGUGGCAGUGUUCCGGCUGGCCGUGGAAUGAAUGUUGGUAGACCUGUUGGUCGGGGUGGUGGAACAGGUGGAUCUACAGCACCGGGGAGAGUGUUCGCCAUGACACGACAAAAUGUCCAGGCAACUCCAAACGUGGUGACAGGUGACGAGUCGGUGAAUCAAGGAGCACCGAAACCAUAGUUGUACUUUCUUUUGGAGUACGAGUUUUGCAGGCGUUGUAGAUAUCCACUGCUAAUCGUCGUGGGGUUGUACGCUCGCUUAGGGUAGCAUGUUGGGAAGGCUGGACUAGUUUUGGCAAAAUUUUGUAGAUAGGGAUGUAGUUGCAGCCUAUGUUCAUAUUUGGUUUAUUGUAUAGUUUAAUGCUUUCUUAAGACUUCCGCUGUGUUGUAAGAACGUUAAGUUUUGCGUUAUCAAUAAAAUGGUUGUUGACUAA
Messenger RNA from Rhododendron vialii, 1714 nucleotides. RefSeq lists its product as uncharacterized. The coding region runs from base 211 to 1461 and encodes 416 amino acids. The transcript is spliced from 3 exons. Gene Ontology annotation, molecular function: zinc ion binding; nucleic acid binding. NCBI's taxonomy places the organism in Eukaryota, Viridiplantae, Streptophyta, Magnoliopsida, Ericales, Ericaceae. The record is from RefSeq and is a predicted model, not a curated record.